AUAAAAGUAUAUAUGUAAGUGUAUUUCUGUGCGUCGCAGCUCUGAGUGUGUGCGUGAGCGUGCGUAAAGACCGACAGGCUCGAGCGCUUCAUUUCGAUUCACCGGGGACUCCUGCGCGCAACAAGAGCCCCCCAUGGGUGCAAUAGUGCAAGCACAGACGGCGGUGAUUGGCCAGAGGUUGAUCAGAUGGUACACUUCCCCUCUGUAUUCAGUGGCACCUCACAACCCCCCCUUUCAGCAAAAACCAAAUCUCCGAUAAAGUAAUGGCAAAAGCACUUGGACUAUAAAAGACAACAAAUCAUAUUCCUCCGGAGUAUAUACACCCCGUUGUCCACCCAAUGAGUUCCUAUUUUGUUAACUCAACUUUUCCCGUGUCUCUGCCGGGAGGACAGGACUCUCUCCUGGGUCAGAUACCGCUAUAUUCCUCGGGAUACACCGAUCCGUUAAGACACUACUCCAACGCGGCCACAUAUGGAGCAGCCGCCAACAUGCAGGAGAAGGUUUACCCGGCGUCCUACUACCAGCAGACGGGCGCAGCGGCCGCGGCUAUCUACGGCCGGGCCGGCGGCGGUGCGCCCUGCGACUACAACCCGGUCGGGACUUUCUACAAGGACGCGGAGGGUUCGUGCGCUUUCUCGAGUCGCGACGACCAGCCGCUGUUUGUCACUCAAGAGCACCAGCAGCGCAAAGCGGAGUGCCCGGAGCAAAGUGUCAGCAUGAGCAGCAGCAUCGACGACAAGUCCUCCACUCUGAUCUACCCAUGGAUGCAGAGGAUGAACGCCUGCUCCGCCGGCCCAUUUGGCAGCAGUGGCCGCAGGGGCCGACAGACCUACACCCGCUACCAGACUCUGGAGCUGGAGAAGGAGUUCCACUUUAACCGCUACCUGACCAGGAGGCGCCGGAUAGAGAUCUCCCACGCCCUGUGCCUGACGGAGAGACAGAUCAAAAUCUGGUUUCAGAACCGCAGGAUGAAGUGGAAAAAGGAGAACAAACUCCUGAAUCCCUCAAAGACACCCGAGGAGGAGGAGCAGGCGGAGAAGAAGAGCUAAAAGAAAACUCAAGAAAAAAAAAUCAACAAAUAAAAAAAAGGACACUGAAACAAAGGCAUGUGUGUGUUUGUGUGCACACCCUCCAAAAUAAAACGAUGUAUUAUUUCUUUGUAGAUAUAAAGUGCUGCAAAACACAGGUUAGAGACUGUGUAGAGUGACUUUAUUUCAGUAUCUGCACGGUAACAAAUGUCCGCAUUAGGUUAAAAUCAGGUCCUCCUCUGUUUGUCCUUGUGCUCGUGUCUUAAUUUAGAGGACUAUGCAAAAACAAAAACAAAAAAUAAAUCCGCCAAAAUGUAAAUAACUUUUAGUGUUUUUGGUUUUCGACAAUGUUGUUACCUCAUUCUGUUUUUUAAAAAUUAUUAUUAUAAUUUUAUUUGAUCCUCGUGACAUUAAAAGAGGCUUUUUAUUGUCCUUUCACUGUACAUCUCGUGGUGUAGUUGCUCUGUAAUAGUCUAUAGGCUUGUUGUUUACAGCUGUGCCAUCAUUUGUACAGAUCAGAAAUGUUACAUGUUAUUUAUUGUCGUUCACCUGUGUUCUAUGCACAUCUGGAUAUUGUGUGCAAUAUUUUGUUUAGGAAAUUGUACAUAGAAAUAAAGGCUUUUUGAUGUAUA
Messenger RNA from Acanthochromis polyacanthus (spiny chromis), 1660 nucleotides. RefSeq names its product homeobox B6b (gene hoxb6b). Gene Ontology annotation, molecular function: RNA polymerase II cis-regulatory region sequence-specific DNA binding; DNA-binding transcription factor activity, RNA polymerase II-specific. The coding region runs from base 339 to 1049 and encodes 236 amino acids. The transcript is spliced from 2 exons. Gene Ontology annotation, biological process: regulation of transcription by RNA polymerase II; anterior/posterior pattern specification. Gene Ontology annotation, cellular component: nucleus. The record is from RefSeq and is a predicted model, not a curated record. NCBI's taxonomy places the organism in Eukaryota, Metazoa, Chordata, Actinopteri, Pomacentridae.